CUGAGGAACGGUGAGUUCGUUCUUUUCACCACAUUCCGUUCUCUGCUGUGCUGCUCCUUCGUUUUCACAAAAAAGUAAAGCGGACAGAGAAAAAAUUGACCUCCAUCAGCUGUUCAAUCGAGCUCGCUUUGAAUCUCAGAUUCCGUGCUGUGAUUGGAAUUUGAUCUUUGAGCUUCCGCUGAAUACUCGUCACUCGGCUUCUGAGCUCGGAGUGGAGGAGGACGAAGAAGAAGAAGAAGAAGAAGAAGAAAAAGGAGCUUAGAGAUGGCGCUCUCCUCCUCCGACCUCCCGGCGAUUUACGGCUUACUGACCAAUUCUAUGAGCGGCGAUGAGCGAGUGCGCAAACCUGCUGAGGCAGCCUUGAGUCAGUCCGAGAAUAGGCCCGGCUUCUGCUCCUGUCUCAUGGAAGUUAUUAUGUCAAAGGAUGUAGCAUCGCAGGAUGUCCGUCUGAUGGCUUCUGUGUAUUUUAAGAAUAGCAUUAGUCGGUAUUGGAGGAGUCGGCGCGAUUCUCUGGGAAUUAGCAACGAGGAAAAAAUGCAUUUGAGGCAAAAACUACUAUCCCACUUAAGAGAAGAGAAUGAUCAGAUAGCUAAAAUGUUGGCGGUUCUUAUAUCCAAAAUCGCUCGAUUUGAUUAUCCUAAGGAGUGGCCAGAACUCUUUUCAGGUUUAGCAGAAAAUCUUCAGUCUGCAGAUAUUCUUUCUUCUCACAGGAUUUUUAUGAUUCUUUUCCGAACCUUAAAAGAAUUAUCAACCAAGCGUCUCACAUCAGAUCAGAGGAAUUAUGCUGAGAUAUCUUCCCAUUUCUUCAACUAUAGCUGGCACCUUUGGCAGAGUGAUGUGCAGACUAUAUUACAUGGUUUUUCGGCACUUUCUCAAAAUUAUGAUUCAAAUUCUCAGCAACAACAGGUUGAACUGUAUUUGAUAUGCGAAAGAUGGUUGUUCUGUCUCAAAAUCAUUCGCCAGCUCAUAAUUUCUGGGUAUCAAAGUGAUUCAAAGUGCAUGCAGGAGGUACGACCGGUUAAAGAAGUUUGUCCAGUCCUCUUGACUGCUGCUCAAUCAUUUCUCCCAUACUAUUCUUCUUUUCAUAAUAGAUAUCCGAAAUUUUGGGACUUCGUGAAGAGGGCAUGCUCUAAACUCAUGAAAGUCUUAAUCUCUAUUCAAGGGAGACAUCCUUAUUCGUUUGGUGAUAAUUGUGUGCUUCCACCUAUCAUGGAGUUCUGUUUGAGUACUAUAACAGAUCCCAAACCUGAAGUGAUGUCAUAUGAGGAGUUCCUGAUUCAGUGCAUGAUAACGGUGAAAUCUAUACUAGAAUGUAAAGACUACAAACCAAGUCUUACCGGCAGGGUGAUGGAUGAAUCUCGAGUGUCCCUAGAGCAGAUGAAAAAAAAUAUUUCCAAUGCUGUUGGUAGUCUGCUUGCUUCUCUCAUGCCUGGUGACCGUAUAGUACUCUUAUGCAAUGUUCUGAUCAGAAGGUACUUCGUCCUAACAGCAAGUGAUUUGGAGGAGUGGUACCAGAACCCAGAGUCUUUCCAUCAUGAACAGGAUAUGAUUCAAUGGACAGAAAAGCUUCGGCCAUGUGCUGAAGCUCUCUACAUAGUGUUAUUUGAGAAUCAUAGCCAACUGCUAGGUCCUGUUGUGGUCUCAAUCCUUCAAGAGGCAAUGAAUGGUUGCCCUACAUCCGUAACGGAAAUCACCCCGGCCUUGCUUCUGAAAGAUGCUGCUUAUGGUGCCGCUGCGUAUGUCUAUUAUGAACUAUCAAACUACCUUAGCUUCAAAGAUUGGUUUAAUGGUGCAUUGUCUCUUGAGCUCUCUAAUGAUCAUCCAAAUAUGCGAAUCAUUCACCGGAAAGUUGCACUGAUAUUGGGCCAAUGGGUAUCAGAGAUCAAAGAUGAUAUCAAAAGACCAGUAUAUUGUGCUUUAAUAAAGCUGCUCCAGGAAAAAGACCUGUCCGUGAGGUUGGCAGCCUGUCGGUCAUUGUGUUUGCAUGUUGAAGAUGCAAACUUUUUGCAGCGAGAAUUCUCAGACCUUCUUCCCAUCUGUUUCAACCUUUCCUUUAAGUUGGUUGAAGAUGUUCAGGAAUUUGACUCAAAGGUUCAGGUUUUGAAUUUGAUAUCCGUGCUUGUUGGGCAUGAGAAUGAAAUUAUUCCAUUUACAAAUAGAUUGGUUGAAUUCUUCCAACUGGUGUGGGAGGAGUCCGUUGGUGAAAGCCUCCUUCAAAUUCAGCUUCUGAUUGCCCUACGGAACUUUGUGAUUGCCCUAGGUGAUCAGUCACCUAUCUCCUAUACCAUGCUGCUACCCAUUCUUCAGAAGGGAAUAGACAUAAAUAGCCCUGAUGAACUUAAUCUUCUGGAGGACAGCAUGCAGCUAUGGGAAGCCACAAUUUCUCAUGCUCCAUCAAUGGCACCUCAGCUGUUAUCAUACUUUCCAUGCCUGCUGGAAAUAAUGGAAAGAAGCUUUGAUCAUUUGCAGGUUGCUGCCAACAUUAUUGAGGGAUAUAUAAUUCUGGGUGGAUCAGAAUUUUUGAGUAUGCAUGCUUCAACCAUAUCAAAGCUUCUCAACCUGGUUGUUGGCAAUGUGAACGACCGAGGGCUGCUUUCAAUUCUUCCAGUCAUUGACAUUCUGAUUCAGUGUUUCCCUGCUGAAGUGCCACCACUGAUCAGUAGCACUCUUGAGAAACUGAUUGUCAUCUGCUUGAGUGGAGGGGAUGAUCGAGAUCCUUCCAAGACGGCAGUGAAAGCAUCUUCUGCAGCAAUCCUAGCAAGGAUUUUGGUGAUGAAUACCAAUUAUGUUGCUCAGUUAACUUCAAAUCCAUCACUUAUCCUUACAUUGCAGAAUGCCGGGGUCCACAUGGAAGAAACAGUGCUUCUGUGCCUGGUGGAUUUGUGGCUUGAUAAGGUGGAUAAUGCUAGUUCUACCCAAAGGAAGACAUUUGGUUUGGCACUUUCCAUAAUUCUCACUUUAAGACUGCCACAAGUUCUCGACAAACUUGAUCAAAUCUUAAGUGUUUGUACAAGUGUUAUAAUGGGCGGGACUGAUGACCUAAAUGAAGAAGAAUCCAGUAGCGAUAACCUAGACCCAAGUAGAGCCAAUGGUGAUGCCAUUCCAAGCAAAGAGUUACGACGAAGACAGAUAAAGUUUUCAGAUCCAGUCAACCAGUUAUCACUGGAGACCUCAGUGAGAGACAAUCUUCAAACAUGUGCCAGCAUCCAUGGAGAAUCUUUCAACUCAGCAAUCAGUAGAAUGCACCCAUCUGCAUUUGCUCAACUGAAGCAGGCGUUGAAGAUGCCAUAACAUGCCUAUGUAUAUCCUGAUCAAACUCCUGAGAUCUGUGGAAUUCUUUCGAUUAUUUCGUUCUUCCAUUGGUCCAAUGUCUACUGUGAGUACUAUUGAAGGUUUUGUGAGUCAGUUUGGCGGCUUCGAUAUUCUUUGUUUCUUAUAUAUGAUUGAUCUGAAAAGGGUUUCGGCUUUAGAAAUCUCCUUAUCCUAGGCUUCAGCAGCAGCAGGUGCUCUCUGUAGAUAUCUGCCUGAACUUGUUAGUCCGUAUACGCGUGGCUGGAGGGUCGUAAUCUUUUGAGCAGUAAGUAUUCGUACCCAUCGCGAGUCAAAGUACGGUGAACCACUUCGUGGAGACAGCGAGGGAGCAGCAAAUGGGUACAGGGUUUUGUUUGUUGAUUUGUUGCAUUUCAGAUUUUGUUGAGUGACAGACAUCAAAUGGACUUCAAUGCACCAGUUUUUGCAUAUACUUGAUGAAUUAAUCAGUUGAGCUAUUUAUUGGUAUUUUGUCGAGUGCU
Molecule: messenger RNA, 3791 nt
Organism: Punica granatum (pomegranate)
Lineage: Eukaryota; Viridiplantae; Streptophyta; Magnoliopsida; Myrtales; Lythraceae
Source: RefSeq, a predicted model, not a curated record